Messenger RNA from Besnoitia besnoiti, 2523 nucleotides. RefSeq lists its product as uncharacterized. Gene Ontology annotation, molecular function: lipid binding. The record is from RefSeq and is a predicted model, not a curated record. NCBI's taxonomy places the organism in Eukaryota, Apicomplexa, Conoidasida, Eucoccidiorida, Sarcocystidae. The transcript has 4 exons. The coding region runs from base 1 to 2523 and encodes 840 amino acids.
AUGGGAGUAAGUGCUGUGUGGUUCCUCGUUCGUACCGUGUGCUGCGCGGCGGCAAGCGUGCAUGCACUCACCCUCGGCAGAGCACAAGGCGGAACCUCACACAUUUUCCCCUCCUUUUUCGAUGAGGAUGUCCCGCCUGAGAACAGCGAUGGCGCGGACAAGGGUUUUUUCUCUGCCCGCGACAAUAAGAGGUCGGCGGAAGGCGAGGAUAGCGGAGAGGAGCUCCCCCACGAGUCCCCGAAGCCCAAGAAGAAACGGCGAAGGAAACACGUUCCCCCGCGAGUGCCAGACACUGAACUGGACAAAUUCCUGCAUUUUGCUCAAGACAUUCGGCAGGGCCAUAUCGACCCCUCUUGGCAGCCUGUCGUCGAGGGUCCUCCUGUGUCAAUAUGGCAGAGGUUGAUUCCCGGCACGAACGUAUACGACUACGUGGCAAAGGGCGAGUUCGCUGACAUCUCAGCGUCCGCUUACAAUACAACGUUUAAUUACCUUCCGUUCAGAGCUACGUGGGACGACUCUGUUGUCGAGAUUCGCAUCCUUGAAGUGAAUCCUUGCGCAAGCGACUGCUCCAACACAACGCGCCCCGGAGGCGCUCGUGGACCGACCGCGAGGCACGAGCCGUGGGCAUCGCCGAAGGGCGAGGGCGCACGAAAUGACUCGAAACACAGGACAUGCCGAGGAGAAGGAGAAAGUACAUCUCAUUCGGACUCGCGGCACCCUGUGGCGUCGUCCGUGUCCUCCUCUGGGUCUGGCACACAAGACAGAAAUGUGGAGGAGAUCAUUUACUGGCGAGUGAAACUCCCUUGGCCGUUGGUUGAUCGCGAUUUCGUCUACGCGCGCCGCUUUCGAGUCUAUCCCGAUAGCGGCGCCAUCGUUUCAGUCCAACAGGCGACAGUCUCGGGGCAGUGCCCCGAAGGACCCCACGCCGUCCGGGUGGAGAGCUACAAUUCCACCGUGGUGUUGUUCGCCAACAACCAGGAGAACGACCUGAAAAGGCGGGGCGUAUCUUACGUCAUUUACCACUUCGAUGCGAGCAAGACACCCGUACCGCCUUGGGUGAAAAACUUUUUCACAACUCACACUUUACCUCGGACAGUUUCUUCGCUUCAUGACACGGCUAAACAGUUCGUCCGAGAUGACGGCUCGAUCAAGCCUCAAGCAUUCAAGAAGCUACCGAAUCUAAAAUACCACGACGUGCACCAAGAAUCCGGGGAAGACUUCGAGGACGACGAGACAGACGCGAAGGAGGCGCUCGAUGGCGAGAAGUUGGAAAGCGGGAGUACGGGGAAAGAUAAUGCUGGUAAAAAGGGGUUGUCUGAGCACAGUGGAGGGCGGCACGCACCGGAAGAACAAGCAUCGGAUGCGCUAGAGCCAAGGCGGGGCGACGCCGGUCCUACAGGCCAGCGCUCGCCGUCGAAGAGACUUGAAAAACAGACGGUCCUGCCAUCAGAACCAGAAGGCCAGCAGGCCGCGAGUAAGAGUGGAGACACCAGCGCGACGGCGGAACCGGGGAACUAUACGGAAGCGCCGGAGCAGGGUCGUGGUAUCGAAGACGAAGCAGUCGCGACUGCCGAUGGUGCAGGAAUGAUGGAGCGCCGCGCCACCUUAAACGGAGGUGCCCUGCCAAAUGACGAGCAAGCUAUAGCGGAGGCCUACGAUGCUAUCUGGAAGGGAAUUCCUGUUGCCGGCGAUAGGGCCAGUUCGCUGGGCACUAACCGUGUGGGGGACGAUCAGGGCAGGUGCGGACUCCGCUGUCGAGGCCUCAAGGCUUGUGUUGACUCGUUGUCGAGAUUCGUACGGCCUCACAAGCAAAAUACAAGCCCUCUGGCGCCGCAUGCAGGUUCGCACAGUGCACACAACUCAUUCGAGAACUCGGCUGCCCCCGAGGCGCUGGGAGAGAUUCGGCCGCCGCGUCGACCGCCUUCAUGGUGUGCACCUCUCCCAGGAGUCUUGGUGGCCCGAAAAAUCCCAGUCUCGCUCCGUCGUGCCAGUUCGUUGGGAGUCAUUUCGUUUGUUUCGCCGGUUGCAAGAGCUGCCCAAGCCUUGUGUAUUGUGUUGAAUGCCCAGACGGAGGCAAGACAGAGUCCCCUCCUUCUUCGGCCGUCGUUAGCGUGGCCCUGGUGGGCGCCACCGAAGUCCGCGACCGCCAUAGGCGAUUCUCUCUAUGAGGCCCGCGGGUGCUCCCGCCACAUGCGAAACAAGCAAGCAAAAGCCCUUCCCCGGCGGGACGGGGGGGCGUGGGAUAAAGAAGAUGUGACUCCUGAGGAACGAAUGAGACGUCAAGGCGUCCUGAGUCUUCGGACGUAUGCGGCCGUGGAGGCACUGCGGUGGGCAACCCGUCUAAGUGAACUUGACGAGGGAGGAGACAGAGGUGAGAUAAAUGCAGCAGCGCACAACAAGAAAAAGGAAGGGCAGUCGCGUCGCGGUUGGAUUGACUCGUUUUUGGUUGACCUGCGGGAGGAUUCGUGGCCUCCUACUCUUUUGUCGUCUGUUCCUUUUCAGAGGGUACACGUGAAUCACUGA